Stegostoma tigrinum is the source of this 2918-nucleotide messenger RNA. RefSeq names its product protein-glucosylgalactosylhydroxylysine glucosidase (gene pgghg). The transcript is spliced from 14 exons. Gene Ontology annotation, molecular function: catalytic activity. NCBI's taxonomy places the organism in Eukaryota, Metazoa, Chordata, Chondrichthyes, Orectolobiformes, Stegostomatidae. Gene Ontology annotation, biological process: carbohydrate metabolic process. The record is from RefSeq and is a predicted model, not a curated record. The coding region runs from base 128 to 2227 and encodes 699 amino acids.
UUGUGCUGACUUUGAUUUUCCCCCUUCCCCCCGAAGAACCGAUUGUAAGGCCAGGAACAGCGGUGUCCAGUCGAAGGCCUGGAGAAAGUUAGGCGCUUGCCCUGAGACUGUUAAUGCCGCAUGCAAUAUGUCAGAUUAUGAAGAUGACCCUGCUGUAUUUUCCAGUGAUACAUUGCCUUCUGACCUUCGCUUUAUGGCAACAGUUGCCAAUGGAUACCUUGGCACUAGAGUGUAUGGUGACGUAAUGCAUAUUAAUGGAGUAUAUAAUGGUGCAAAUGGUGACAGCUGUCGGGCAGAUGUACCAUCUCCUGUUAAUGUCAGACUGAGCAUACCUGAUGAGAGAAUGUUGAAAGAAACCUACACUUUGAACACACAGAUAGGUGUGUUUAGCUAUAUUAUAGAGACACAGAAUUUCAGGAUGAUCCAGCAGAUAUUUGCCCAUCGCACUCAGAUUCAUCUCAUGGUUCUCACCAUAACUUUGGAGCGAUUAACCAUUUCCAAGGAGCAGUGUACAGCCCAGAUAAAAUCGUCAUUUGUUCCCCACAGCCAGAAUAUUGAUUUUGUGAGUGGACCAGAUUUCAUGGGAGCAAAGUACAUCCAUGGACAGACUCUUACUCCAGAGGUCAAAGGGGCUGCAAGACAAAGUGUUCACAUGAUCUCAGUGCCACUUCCAGAGUCAUUAACUCUGUUGCCGGAGCAGCAGAGAAACUCCUGGUUAUUUUUGACUGCACUGGCUGGCACAGAAGAGCAAGCGAAGGCGUGUUUUGUGGAAGGACAAAGCCUUAUCCAAUUAGAUCAACUGUACUCUUCGCAUGUGGCAGCAUGGGCUGCACUAUGGAAACAGAGCUGUAUCAGUGCUAAAGGCUUCAGAAAGUUAAACAAGGCUCUGUAUGGGUGUCUGUAUUACCUGCUCAGUGCUCUUCCCCCUCUGACAUCUGCUGACUUCCACUAUGUAGGAUUAAGCCCUGGAGGUCUCUCCAAUGGGGGUAAAGGAGAAGAUUACCAUGGCCACGUUUUCUGGGAUCAGGAAACCUGGAUGUUUCCAAGUAUACUUGUAUUCUAUCCGGAGCUCGCACGCAUCCUCCUGAAGAACCGUGUUCGGACACUUCCUGCUGCGAAGAUCAUUGCGGGACAACAAGGAUACAGGGGUGCCAAAUACCCAUGGGAGAGUGCUGUGACUGGAUUUGAGGUCUGUGACGAAACUGUUUAUGGACAAAAAGAAAUUCACAUCAAUGGUGACAUCUCUUUUGCAUUUCAGCAGUAUUUUUACAUCACCCAGGACCUGGAGUUUUUCCAAAAGGAUGGGGGUUGGUAUGUGGUCAGCAGCAUAGCUGAGUUUUGGAGCAGUCGAGUUACUUGGAACUCGUUGGAGGAUUGUUAUGACAUUAAAGGAAUAAUGCCACCUGACGAAUAUCAAUCUGACGUUACCAAUUCUGCCUACACUGCUGUGGUCGCCAAGUACAGCCUCCAGUUUGCAACAGAAUUGGGAUCAUGUUUAAAAGUUACAGUUCCAUCAAAAUGGAUGAAAAUAGCGGAGAAAAUCAAAGUGCCAUUUGACCCUUUGAAGCAGUAUCAUCCUGAGUUUGAUGGAUACAAGUCAGGGGUGGUUGUGAAACAAGCUGAUGUUGUGCUGCUAGGUUACCCACUCAUGUAUCCCAUGAGUUCUCAGGUGCGGAAGAAUGACCUGGUGAUGUAUGAAGGUGUGACAGCUCAGGAUGGACCUGCCAUGACCUGGAGUAUGUUUGCGAUUGGUUGGCUGGAGCUGAAAAAUGUUACUCAGGCUCAGCAUCAAUUCAACAAAUGUUACAGUCACAUUCAGGAACCAUUCAAGGUUUGGAGUGAAAAUCCAGAUGGAUCAGGAGCUGUGAACUUCCUGACAGGAAUGGGUGGCUUCUUGCAGACUGUGCUAUUUGGUUACACUGGCUUCAGGAUAAUGAAAAGCUACCUGUAUUUUUAUCCCAUAAUUCCAGAGGAUAUGGGUGAGCUAUGGAUUACUGGAAUUAAUUACCUUGGAAAUAAACUACAAUUUCAAUUUUCGACACAGCAAGUCACCAUUGUUUUGUUAAGGCCUUGUGGGUUUCAGCACUUGGCCUUGGAAGUUGUUUUAAGCAAUUCAGGCAAGAAAUUUGCUUUAAUCAAAGGUCAACCAGUGACUUUCUUUCUGGAACCAGGAAUAAUUCGAAGAAAAUGCUCUGUUGCUUCUUCAGUAUUAUCAAACAAGUUAUAGUCUGCAGGAAUGGAAUCACUUCUUCCAUCUGUACCUAUAAGUCUGUGUAUUCUGUGACCUGAACAUCAUUGUGUUGCUGGAAUUGUACACUGUUCAGUAAAUGUUGUUUUGUUUACUUCCUACCUUUCACCUGCAAAGAGAUGGACAUUUCUUCAGGUAUACUGGAAUUUGCAACUUUCCAGUACUUUUGCAGGUCUAUCCCUCAAGCGAGGGGCAAGUAUAUGUUUAGUUGCUGUCCUUACAUGUAGACUUUUGAAAAGAUUUUUUUGGGGACUCUAGUUGACUUUUUUUCCCUCUUUUUUCCUGGAUCGUUAUGGUUAAUUAGGGCAGGCGUAUAGUUUACACUUUUGAGAUUAGAUUGCUCAACACUAACUGAUCUGCAACCUUCCCACACCUAGUUUAUAUGGCUACUCCAUUUACUUGAUGAGCCAUUAGAUAUGUUCCAUUCAUACAUUUCUUUCAUUCAGAUUACUUUUAAUAUUUGCAAACAUAUAACUACCAAAAUAAACUAUUCCAGCAAAAUAAUAAGAAAUGUCUCAUUAAGGCCCAAGUGACUUAUAUAUUAUUGAGAAAAUUUAUUGCAAAUAUAGUACGAUGCCAAGGUUGCAAAGAAUAUUAGAAAGUAGUACUUUUUACUUUUUGAAGUUGGGACUGCAUUAUGCAUUUUUAGAUUGUAAUAGGAAGGAACCCU